AUGGAUUCUAAUGCCGAUUUUACCAAGAGAAAGCUCUGGGGAGGCCGGUUCACUGGGACAACUGAUCCUUUGAUGCACAAGUUUAACGCCUCCAUCGGUUAUACUAAGAAACUCUACAAAGUCGAUCUGAGACAAUCUGUCGCUUAUUCAAAAGCAUUGAAACUUGCUGGCAUACUCAAUGCUGAUGAGGCUGAAGAGUUGAAGAGGGGUCUUCAUCUUGUUGAGAAGGAAUGGGAAGAUGGUGUGUUCAAUAUAUCAUCGGACGACGAAGACAUCUUCACGGCAAAUGAGAGAAGACUAUCGGAAAUCAUUGGUUCCGGGAUCGGAGGCAAGCUGCAUACAGGCAGAAGUAGAAACGAUCAGACGGCCACAGACGCACGAAUGUGGUUGCUCGAUCAGAUCGGAGACACUAAGGCCUAUCUGAUUGAUCUGAUCAAUGUGAUGACCUCGCGAGCUGAAAAAGAAGUGGACGCUUUGAUGCCCGGUUACACACAUCUCCAGAAAGCUCAACCCGUGCGAUGGUCGCAUUGGUUACUCAGUCACGCUCACGCACUUUUAUCAGAUGUACAACGACUUAGUCAACUCAUCCCGCGUAUAUCUGUGCUCCCGCUUGGAUCCGGGGCGAUGGCAGGCAACCCAUACGGACUUGAUCGCGAACUUCUAGCCAAGGAGCUGGGUUUCAGAUCCGUUGGUCAGAAUUCGAUGUAUAUGGUGUGGGACAGAGACUUUGUCGUGGAGUUCCUGCAAUGGAGUUCGCUCUUGACCAAUCAUUUUAGUCGAUUUGCGGAGGAUCUAAUUAUAUACAGUUCUGGGGAGUUUGGCUUCGUUACCAUUUCUGACGCAUACAGUACCGGGUCAUCUAUUAUGCCUCAGAAAAAAAACCCAGACUCUCUCGAGUUGCUUCGAGGCAAAUCAGGCCGAAUCUUUGGUCAAAUGGCAGGCUUAAUGAUGACUAUGAAAGGGAUUCCCACGACGUACAACAAGGACAUGCAGGAAGAUAAAGAACCUAUGUUCGACUGUGCAACGACUGUUCAAGAUUGUAUCAGGAUCGCCGAGGGAGUCAUCGCUACCCUUGAUAUCAAUCCAGAGAAGAUGAGAGCCGCGCUGUCGGAAGAUAUGCUAGCCACCGAUUUAGCUGAUUAUCUUGUCCGAAAGGGAGUGCCAUUCCGGGAAACUCAUCAUAUUUCCGGUCGAGCCGUUGCUAUGGCGGAGAAGGAGAACAUACGCCUCUCAGAAAUCACGUUCGCUCAGUACUUGACUCUCAGUGACCAGUUCACGGAGGACGUGUAUUCGGUAUUCGAUUAUGAGAACAGUGUCGAGAAAAGAAACGUCACAGGCGGACCAAGCAGAAAAGGGAUUGCCACCCAGGUUCAGUAUAUACGAGCAGCCCUCGGAGAUAUUGAAUAA
This is a messenger RNA of Kwoniella shivajii, 1407 nucleotides long. RefSeq names its product argininosuccinate lyase. The record is from RefSeq and is a predicted model, not a curated record. The transcript is spliced from 11 exons. The coding region runs from base 1 to 1407 and encodes 468 amino acids. Gene Ontology annotation, molecular function: argininosuccinate lyase activity. Gene Ontology annotation, cellular component: cytosol. NCBI's taxonomy places the organism in Eukaryota, Fungi, Basidiomycota, Tremellomycetes, Tremellales, Cryptococcaceae.